Gadus morhua (Atlantic cod) is the source of this 3130-nucleotide messenger RNA. Its product is annotated as immunoglobulin superfamily containing leucine-rich repeat protein 2-like. The record is from RefSeq and is a predicted model, not a curated record. The transcript is spliced from 2 exons. Gene Ontology annotation, molecular function: protein binding. The coding region runs from base 1 to 2073 and encodes 690 amino acids. Lineage: Eukaryota; Metazoa; Chordata; Actinopteri; Gadiformes; Gadidae.
AUGGUUGUCUCCAGCGUCCUCUUCUGUUUUGCCCUGUGGACCGUGGCUGUGAUCGGGUCUGGACCCGGCUGCCCGGUGCUCUGCAUCUGCUCCGACAAAGAGGAACACCACCUGGCCCAGUGCACCUUCAAAGACCUCACCAGGACCCCAAUCGACCUGCCUCCCAACGUCACCAUCCUGAACCUCUCCAACAACCGACUCCGCGUCAUCGCGGCGGGUAGCUUCGACCGUGUGACCGCAGUGACGUCUCUGUGGAUCGCUCAGAACACGAUCGUUUCCAUCGAAGCGGGCAGCCUGGCUCCCUUGAUCCACCUGCACAACUUUGACGUCAGCUACAACCAACUGGUGGAUUUCCCUUGGGAGGACCUCCGGAAGCUCCCGGCCCUGCAGAUGCUGAAGAUGAACCACAACCGGUUGGUCACGCUGCCGAGGGACGCCUUCGUCAACCUCAACGACCUGGAGUCCCUCCGUCUCAACAACAACCAGUUCAUCACCGUAGCCCAAGGGACGUUCGACGGCUUGACGUCCGUGUCCCACCUGCAGCUCUACAACAACCCCUUCACGUGUGACUGUUCCGUCGACUGGCUCCGAGACUGGAUCCUGACCCACACCGUCACGGUGCCCGAGCAGAGUCUCAUUGUUUGUGACAAUCCACAACAACUGAAAGGAGUGCUCCUGGUGCAAACGCCUCGAUCCCAGUGCACGGGCCCCGACGUUAUCGUGACAGCUGAACCAAGUAUCGAUCAUACAGAUCUCUACGAGGACACCUCGCUGAUCUUAACCUGUGAGUUAAGAGGAAACCCAGAGCCUGCGAUCGUGUGGCGGAUACAAAGCAAACGCCAAAGGGAAACGAUCCUUGUGACACCCGGAGACGACGACUCAGCAGAAUCCACAGGGGACUCCUCGAUUGCAGACAAACCGUUCAAGGUCUUCGGUAACGGAACCCUGGUGAUAUUCCACAUCAGCGCAAAAGACAGCGGAAACUACAGCUGUUCGGCCACUAACGCGUUCGGCACAGCCGAGGACACCGUGGCCAUAGAGGUCAGGACUCUACCGAAACCCACACCCACUAAGAAAGAGAUCCGAACCUACAUCCCCACCAAGACCCACCAAGUCGUGACCGUGACCUCCGUCUCCUCUGCCCCCUCCCCUCCUCCAGCCGAGGAGGGACCAGACACAACCAACGACACACCCGCUCCUCCGUCACCGCCGCCUGCCCCUCCUCCGCCCGACCUGAAUCCCGGGGCCGACAAGCAGACCUCCGCCCACGACAGCAAGUGCGGCCUGACGUCCAAGACGAGAUACGUCUCCAACCACGGCUUCAACGGCAGCCUGGAGGACGUCAAGGAGUACACCUUUGACUUCGGCGUCAUCGCCCUGAGCGUCUCCGAGACCGAGGCCAGGGUGCGACUCAACCCCCUCCUGGUGGCCAGGGCGAGGAGCCGCACCGGGGAGGAGGGGCUGUACCUGUGCCUCUCCGCCGACCCGGAGAACCCGGCCAUGCAGUGGUCCGGGAUCGAGGCGGGCGUCAACACCUACGUGUUCGCCGACCUCCGCCCGGCCACCAACUACUCCCUGUGCUUCACCUACACGGGGCGGGACUGUGACGUGCAGGUGGUGUUCUCCACGCGGAGGCAGGCGGCCAACCUGCUGAUCAUCGUGUCCGUCUGCAUGGUGCUGCUGACGGUGUCCACCGUGCCCCUGUUGGUCGCUACGUGCUACCACCUGGUGCUCAAGUACCGCGGGAAGACCUACAAGCUGAUCCUGAAGGCCCGGGACCAGUACCAGGUGGAGACGAACCUGGGGGGCCAUUUCCACCUGCACGCCCCCUACCCCUCGGAGUCCCGCAGGAAAAUCAACGGGAGCGAGCUGGAGGAGGAGAUGGGGAAGCUGGGAGGACGGCGGGGACGGGAGGAGGACGAGGACGACGAGGGGAGCCAGGUCACCGAGUCCUUCUCCAUGUCCAGAGCUCAUACCGGCGACUGCGAGGCCAGCUCUGAGUACAGCGACCGGCUGCCCCUGGGAGCCGAGGCCGUCAACAUCACGAGCGACUACAGAUAUCCCUCUCUCUGAUUGGCCACUGUGGUGUAUGUGUCGCGGCGCCCGUGGUCGUGCUUUGACCCGCCCAUAGUGGUUUAUAUACUUCCUGAGGGAAAUCUCUAAUAUGCUCGUUAGCCGGUUGUAGAGGCAAUGCCGGACGUAUUAGCUCUUUAUAUCGUUAUCAGAAUCCAGCCGUAUUUAAUACACAGUGUGGUUGGAUGCUUUCGUUCCUGUUAUAACUGAGUAUGUUAGGUGAAGGUAGUUGUGUUUUCUCCUAGAGUUGGGGAGACCGAAUUUUAAUUCAGCUAAGCAUACAACAACUGAAAAUGUAUUAUAAUCAGCAUAUCGAAAUGCAUUCAGAAAUGUACACAUUACUAACAUUAGUUGGACAGCAUAUCUACUAACCCAAAGCAUAUAUCUUAACCCAAAGCAAAUCUCCUGCCUAGUUUUGCCAACACAGUAUCCCUGUAGAAGCUGUAUGCCAGUCGGCUAAUGCUAGCAAUAUCGACGUCCUGUGUUUUUGGGUAAACAAUGAGAUCACAUUCCAAAGGUGUUGGAGCCUUUCUAUGUCAGUCUUCCUUGUAUCUCCCCCCCACUAACCUCCAACACCUGCCCCUGAGCUACUGGCAGGCCCACCUGGACCAAAACAUCUAACCACCUCUGCAGUAGAUCUGAGGAGCACUGAGGAGACCUGGUGUUCCUCCUCAGUGCGUCAGAUCCCACCAUCACUAACAGCGAUAACCAGCCUUUACCGCCCUGCCUGCCUCCAUUGCCUUGUUGCCUUGUUGCCCCAGCCUGGUUCUCGAGCCUGAUUCCCCCUUCUCCAUCUCCGGAUGGACCCCCACCCAGAAGAACCCCGACCUUUCCCCCCCCCCCCGUUCCCCUGACCCUCAGCUGUCUCUGCUUGAACCACCGUCGGCAAUAAACUCUUUCUGAGUGUUUGUUUGCUGCGUUUGGGUCUGCCUGUUACCUCAUCGUAACAUUAUGAGUUUCGUACACUAAUGAUCCACUGUAUUUGUUAUCAGAGAUAUGCCGAUUCAGACUCGUUGCCCACAUGUGCCUGAGUUAAUAAAGUUUUGACCAAUUAAAA